Messenger RNA from Seminavis robusta, 4329 nucleotides. NCBI's taxonomy places the organism in Eukaryota, Bacillariophyta, Bacillariophyceae, Naviculales, Naviculaceae. The record is from the annotation of a GenBank genome assembly.
CUCGACUCGACUCGUGGCUACGCCAGAAAGCAGAAAUCCUUCCACAAAGAACGGCAAACACCACAGGCAUGCAUCUUAUUGGCAUCUCAUAAUUUCUUUGCAACGCAAAGCCAUCAACCAAAAUCCCCUAUAAUCAAUAAGUAUUUCUACCAGAAGGCAAAAUGAAGUUCUCCCCCACCAUUCUUGAUGCCCUCAACCAUCAUGCCUCCGAGACUCCCAACAAGGUCGUCUUUGCUUGGGUCGACAUCAAGUGUGAGGAACAGGACAAGAUGACAUUCAAGCAGCUGGAAGACCAGUCCAACACUGUGGCAGCUCGCCUCAUAAAACUGGGAUGCCAAAAGGGAGAUCGGGUUAUGAUUGCCUAUCCCUUUGGUCUCGAGUUUUUGGCUGGAAUGUUUGGAGCCAUGAAGAUUGGAGUUGUCCCCUGCUCCAUUUAUCCACCAAAUCCCAGUCAACUCAAGACGGAUAUGCCAAAGUUCCGCAGAUUUGCUGAGGAUGCAGGAGCCAAAUUUGCCCUUACUACAGCAACCUUUGCCACUGCCAUGACUGCUGCUAGCGUCCUCUACAAGACUGGAGUAAAGUGGAUCGGGACAGACAAACUCUCAAUCAAGAAAACCAACCCCAACAAGCCCAAAGAAUAUGAAACGUUUGUGGGAGAACCAAAUGAAAUUUGCUUCAUCCAAUAUACCUCAGGCAGCACUGGACGUCCCAAAGGAGUCAUGAUCAGUCAUCAAAACCUGGCAGAGAACUGCAGGGCUGGCAUUUCCUUGACUGAUCUAGACACUUCUUCUGUGGUAGCUCUAUGGGUCCCUCAAUAUCAUGACAUGGGACUUGCAGGAUUCAUGUCCUGCCUCUAUACUGGGAGUUAUCUUGUGGUGGCAUCACCCCUUGAUUUUAUUGCCCAGCCACUGCUGUGGUCCGAUAUGGUGGAAACAUACAAGGCCACCCAUACGGCAGCACCCAACUUUGCCUAUGCCUUACUCCUCAAGAGGCUGGAGCAGGCCAAAAGGAGUGCUGACUGGAGUUGUAUGAAGGCUGCAAUGUUUGGUGCUGAACCUGCCCAAAGCCAUGUUGUGGCAGCAGUGGCUAAAACCCUCUCUGUCAAGCCUGAGUGUGUCUUUAACAACUACGGUUUAGCUGAAUCAGUUGUGCUUCUCACAGGUGGACCUGCCCGCCCAGAUGCUGAGGGUGUUGUAUGCUGCGGUGAUGUUGACUCCCCAACGAUCAAGCUUCGAAUUGUUGAGGAUGGCAAGGAAGUUGAGGAUGGACAAGUUGGAAGCAUCUGGGCCCAGUCACCACGGGUUGCUGUUGGGUACUUUGGACAACCUGAGCUAACAAUUUCAACUUUUGCCAAUGCUUUGUCUGGCUAUGAGGGUACUUGGCUCGACACUGGUGACUUGGGCAAGAUUGUGGAUGGACAGCUCUAUGUCACUGGAAGGGCCAAAGAUGUCAUCAUUGUCAACGGGAAGAACUACUACCCAACAGAUGUGGAAUCAUCCAUUGAUGCAGCCUUUGGUGACAUCAUUCGUCCUGGGCGUACAGCAGCUUUCCAAUAUGGCGAGGAUAGUAUUGGCAUAACAGUGGAGGCUCGCAAAGGGUUUGACAAGUUGGCAAACGAUGACUUGGCCAUUCAAGUAUCAAACCAUGCCUCACAAUUCCAUGGGUUGUUUGCUGUUAAGGUUCUUGUUCUCAAGCUUGAUGUGACACCCAAGACCACAUCUGGCAAGCUUAAGAGGAGUGAGAUCAAGCAGACAACAGUUGCAGGUGCUUGGAAUGAUUCUUCUGUGAUGUUGCAAUUUCAGCGGGUGCAGGCAAUGAUUCCUCUUAAGAAAAAGAAAAGAGCUUCUUUUCUUGAGAACACUUUUUCUAAUCAAGGUAUUGCCAGCAGUGAGUUUUAUCUGUCUGUAGGAACCCAAUGUGAAAUCAUGCGUGGAUCGACAUGCCCAAGUCAGUUCUCCGCCAAAUAUGACAAUGCAAUCACAGCUGUUUUUGGUUUUGAAGUGGAUGCAUCAAAAACAUGGGCUGAGAAUGGACUAUCAUCCCUCAAGAGUGCAGAGCUCAGGAACAAGAUUGAGGAAGAGAUACACAUAGUUCUCCCUGCCAACUUUGAACAGCUCUACCCAACACCGGAGGCACUUUCCAAUUUCUUGGAGGCGUCAAAGGUGAAAACAUUUCCAAAGCAAGAGAUUUACAAUCACCCUGACUUCCUUUGGAAAUCCUCAAGAUCUAGGCUGAGCAAGUUGCAGCUAGGGGUGCUCCAAACUGUUGCCUCAACCUUGAUCCUUCUCCUGAUUGUUGUCUCCAUUGUACCAUCCUACUUUCUUGUAUCCUGGCUUAUGGACCAGUGUGACUCCACGAAAGUUGGGGAGUGCAACAGUUUAUUCUUUUGGAUUCUUCUGCCCCUGUCCUUCCCUCUGUACCUUUUCUCAUUUUCACUAACUGUGGUCUUCUGCAAGUAUGCAGUCAUUGGGACAUAUUUUCACAGUCAAGUUGAUCUCCUGUCUUGGGGUUACCUGCAAUGGUGGUUUGUUGACAGAGUUCUGGAAAUCUGGGAGUCCUUUGUGGGACCAUUCAUUGUGGAGACAAAGCUCAUUUGGGUCUUCUAUUGGCUUCUUGGAGCAGACCUGGCAUGGUCAGCCAAGAUUGAAUCCUUUUUUCGAGAAUUUGAUCUUGUGAGAGUUGCGGACAACUCUGUGAUCAACCACCCAUUGAAGUGCAGAAAAUUCUCCCAGUCAACAGAAACAGGUCCAAAAUUGACCUUCCGACCCAUCAAUGUUGGGAAGCACUGCAAUAUCUCUGGUAUGCUCUGCCCUGGAGCAAAGAUUGGAGAUGGCAGCAUGGUUGAGAAAUUUGCUGUGGUUGAAGAUGGGGCUCAAGUGCCAGACGGUGUCCUGGCCAGAGGCAACCCAGCAUGCCAAGCAGGCUCAUUCAAAUAUCAAGAAUCAAUUUCUUUUGAAGAAUCUGUUUUGGAUGCCUUCAAGAUUGUUUGGAUAGUGGUGGAAGCAUACCACUUCUUUGCACUAUCUUGCCUGGUGCAUACCAUGCUCCAAUCCAUUUUGCCCAUCUGGAGAUAUGCCACUAUUCUGCACUGGUUUCUACUGUUUCCGGCCACAUCUUUCCUUGCUCUUGUCCCUAGUAUUGCCCUCAAAUGGCUUCUAAUUGGGAAACGAGAUGCAGCAGAGGAGUAUGAUGGUUCACUUUAUCGGCAAGCAACCAAUUGGGCAUGUGACUUCCACUUCCGAAUUGCAUCCUGGUCCCAAACUCCUUUCUUUGGGCAAACAAGGUUCUGGCAUAUCAUACUCUUCCUCCAUGGCCUGGAUGUUGACAUGGAAUCUUGCAUCAGCAACCCAUACAGAAUCUUCUUGCCUUCCAAGGUUGAUUUUGUCAAGAUUCGAAAGUCAUUUGUUGCCACCAGUACCAUUGACUUGAACCAGCAGGCAGACUCCAAGAUGGAAAUUGUAGACAGUAGUGUCGGGUACAACUCCAAUCUUCAUACUGGGGCAAAGAUCAUCAAGUCAAAAAUCCCUCCCAGGUCUGAUGUUCGGAACAACAUUACAGAGUUGAACCAAGCAGAAAGACCGUGGAAGGCUGGUUUCUUGAUGGACUUGAUUUUGCCAGAAGUUUUACAGCUAUUGCUGAAUGUAGCUAUUUUUUCCAGCCUCAUCCCUGCAUAUGAGAUUGGUGCUGCCACAAUGAAGAGCUCCUCUAGCAUCAUUGUCAUGUUUGGGUUGACAGCGGCCAUUGUACUCCAGCUUUUUGUUUGGAUUCUCUUGACCAAAGCUGUUGAAGGGUUGAUGCUGAACCUACCAAGCCAUGCGCAGCAGAGCUUUUGUGCAGUGUACAUCAACCACAUGUGGCAGUUUGGGGUUGGGAAUUGGUUGGUCUUUCUCCUUUAUGGCACACCCAUGUUUGCCUACUAUGCUCGGAUGAUGGGGGCUACAGUGGAAGGUGAUUUGUGGUUCUUUGGGAAUUCUCUCUAUGAGUAUGCUAAGCUGCACUUUCAAGGUUGUACCAUUGUGGAUGAUUCACAUGUGAGUGGCCACUUCAUUGAUGGAAACGGUAUCACCAUAGAUGACACCUAUGUGACUGGUGUUCUGCAUCCAGGGUGCUAUGCCUCGGCUGGCUCAGUGGUUUCUGGGCCUGAACAUGGACCUUGGAAGCUCUUCUUGAGGAAGGUUGAUGAGGUGCAUGUUGGAUUCAAUGAUGAAGGGGAGAAUAUCAUUAAACAAGAGAGCUCUUCGUCAGUCGAGCUUCUUGAUGUCUAGGUGGCACUUCUUAGAGUCUAGCUAGUUUGUCAAUGUUAGUUGUUACAUAAGACUUGUGUAUUGG